Chelonia mydas (Green sea turtle) is the source of this 4026-nucleotide messenger RNA. RefSeq names its product lin-52 DREAM MuvB core complex component (gene LIN52). NCBI's taxonomy places the organism in Eukaryota, Metazoa, Chordata, Testudines, Cheloniidae. Gene Ontology annotation, biological process: regulation of DNA-templated transcription. Gene Ontology annotation, cellular component: DRM complex. The record is from RefSeq and is a predicted model, not a curated record. The transcript is spliced from 6 exons. The coding region runs from base 126 to 410 and encodes 94 amino acids.
AAUUCGGGUCAAGACACGCCUCCUAGGAAGAGGAACGCAGGCGACGCGUGCCUGGGCGGCUUUAGAGGGAGUCACGUGUAGGGGUUCCCGCGGGCGGCAGUUGCCCGUCACGUGACUUGGGCAAGAUGGCGGCUCCCACGGAAGGGACCGACCUUGAAGCCUCCCUGCUGAGCUUUGAGAAGCUGGAUCGAGCAUCCCCAGACUUGUGGCCGGAGCAGCUACCAGGUGUUGCUGAAUUUGCUGCUUCCUUCAAAAGUCCUAUCACCAAUUCCCCUCCCAAAUGGAUGGCUGAACUAGAAAAUGAUGAUAUUGAUAUGUUAAAGGAACUGGGGAGCCUUACCACAGCAAACCUAAUGGAGAAGGUUCGAGGCCUGCAGAACCUGGCUUAUCAGCUAGGGCUGGAUGAAUGAAUCCAAACAAUACCUUCUCCUACUGCUGAAGUGUAGCCAUUCUUGACUUUCUACACGCCUAAUUAACUUGUGGAACUCACUACCAUAUGCUGUUAUUGAAGACAAAGCUUGCCAAGACUCAAAAGAUUGUCGGUAUGGUUAAUGGGGAAAUUCUGUAGGUGUUACCUAGGGUCUUUUAAAAAACUGCACAAGCAACUGCUGCCUCGAAUUAGGAGCAAAAUUCUUCCUUAUAACUUUGUUAAUGUAUCUUACAUGUUUCUCUGAAGCCUCUUGUUGGAGACGUGAUAACUGGCCUAGUUGGAUCAUUGAUCAAACUGGACACAAGUGGUCUUAGGAAAUGCCACUACUGUCUAAUACCCCUAGUCCAUUGCUACACAACAGAGAAGGACAAAGUGAAGAAUCCUAUAUCUUUAAAGUACAAGGACAUUUGGGGAAGCAGAAUGUUACCUAACCUGCAGUGACGCUGGGACAUCACCGUUAACACUUGCAAAAAGGGUCUUAGGUUCUCAAAUCUUUAGGGGUUGGACACAUUUCCAGGUGUGUGUAAAAUGGGGAUGCUGUGACUUCCAGUGUUUCACUUGGGGGUGCUGUCAGUUUCAGGGAUGAUAGGGUAGGGGAUGGACAGAGGGGACUCUUACCUGCCUGCACUGAAUCUCGUAUUCCCUCCAAAGAGUCUAUUCCUCUAGUUAUCCCUUUUAGUGAAAACUACUUGCUGCCAGCCCCCACUCCUUUUCCUCUCUGCAGGAAGCUGCCAAGGAGGGUAGUACAUUUCUCUGGACAAAGCUGUAGUCUUGGAGUCUGUCCUGAAGAGCAUGCUGUCUCCUGAAAAAAGCUACUUCCUUGCGGAAAUGGGACUACUUAAUUGCUGUACUGGGAGCUACAGGAGAGGAUUUAUUCUUGUAGAGGGGAAGAAGCUAGUGUUAUGGGGCAGGAUCACAUGUUGGGAGCAGGGAGAGUGGUAAGAGACCAGCAUGAGUACAGUUGCUGUCAAUACCUCAGUGCUAGUUUAUUGAAGAGAAGGACGUCCAUUCUUAAUGUGUCAAGCGUUAAAGAUUGAGCCAGCAGCUAUUGAUUUUGUCUUUACUGAAAGGUGGCUCCUCCAGCCGCAUAGCAGUCCUAGCACUGUGCUGGGACAUUGGGAUAAAUACCAACCAGAAGGAAGAGUGUCCCCCACUAGAGUCAUUCCUACCACUGUAUGCUGCAGAGUGCCCUCUAGCACUGCAUUAGGGUCUACGGAUUCAGAGUGUCACUUUGAGUCACCAUAGUCCAUGUCACAUGUAGACUUCCAUGGAGGUCUUUCUGUUUACUUUGGGUAUUCAUGGAGAUCCACUGGCCAUGGUGUCUGUGUUGUCUCCCAUCCAUGUGCAGACCCAGAUAAAAUAAGGAGAGAACAGAGUGAAUUGGAAGAUUCAUAGUAAUUCAUCCACUUGCUUAGAAAAUUAGUUGUGUAGUCUUGCAUCUGCCUUUGCCUGCCUGAAGCCCAUAAAGUACUGUGCUGUAACUUGCACCGUGCCAAGAACAGCAAAAAUUUAAAAAUACAAAGUGCUUAGCCCUGUGGCUCCAGAACACAACAGAGCAGACCCCUCCCCAACCGCUGCUGGAAUGAGAGUUGGUACAUCCACUCCUGUUGGCAGGAGUACUGGGUUCAGCCUAUCACUGUUUCGAUCAUAAAAUAUCCCCUACAAUAUUAGCUACCAGGCAAACCUGGGCAAGUUUAGCUAGAAAAUUUAAAUUCCAUCUCUUCUCACAUAUUUAUGCUGUACUUUGGAGCAACCCCUUGUUGAAAAGUGACAAGAAACUGUUAAUGGGGAGAGAAGGGAUGGAUAAGGGGAAAUUUGGGUGUCUCAGUUGAUCUCAAAGGAUUAGUCUCUGCCAUUCCAAGCACUUCAACAACAAUACAACCUACCUGGUUCAGCUGCAUGGCGCUACCUGCAGUUUAAGCAUUUAUUGAAGGACGUUUUGGGCCUAUUGUACUGGGAGCCCCAGAGAAUCCAUAUUCUAGUGGAGAGUGUUCCAUACUUUCACCCGACCAGCUACAGCCUGUUACGACUUCCUGGCCCAAAAGACCCUCCCUAAUUUAGAUUGCCUCCACCAGGCCUGGAACAAAGAUUUGUGUACGUCCUUGAGCCCUAACCUAUGGGGAAGUGCCCUGCAAAAAAAAAAACCCAACUCUACAAUUGAUCUACAAUGAAGGCUGAUUCAGCAGAAGAUUAUAUUUCGUUCACCCCGGCCCCUGCAUAAGUUAUAAUGCACGGGCCUUUGCCAAAACAGACAGCUGCUGGAGGUCCGAGUCUCCCAGAGCCACACUGGCUCACAUGUUUGGGGCUGUCUCAGGAUACUGUCCUUUUGGUUAAGAGUAGACAAGAGGGAUUCAUAUGAAUCAAUACCUCUUAAAAAUUACUUUCCAGUACUGUUUUUGGGAUGUAUCCUAUCAUCUUGGGAACACUUCAGUGCAUGGAGAGCUUGGUUCUCUAGAGCAGGGCUUGUAGCCAAAUGAUUUGUAUUGCUUAGAUGGAAGAGCAGAUGGCCUCCGGGGAUGGAAGCUUAGCACAGCAAGUUGGCUGACCUGGCAGCUAAAGAGCAGGUAACGUCCCCAAGAAGAGGGACCUCAAAGAAAUUUGAAAAGAUUUGGUCUGGCCUCUGAUGGAAACUGAGAUGUCCCUCUCCUUGACCCACCCUUCCCUUUUCCCCCUCCCUUCCCAUUCCUCUUUUAAGACCAUGUGUUUUGGGUGGAAUUAGAGGUAAUUGUGAAUCUGUAGUGAGUAGAGUUGAGAAGUGCAAUAUGCUGGAGGCAUUGACUCGUGCCGUCACUCUCACCCCCUCUGCCUGCCCAAAGGAGACCCUGGUGGCCUCAACAUCUCUGGGCCAAUGUGAUUAUGCAUAUAUCUUCACCCUCCUAUUUUGACUGUACUAACUAUGCCAUAAACUUUGUCGGGGGAGAGGGUUCAUGGAGGAACUUAGUAUCUACAGAAUAGAAAGAGUACUGCUGGAACAUGCUGUUUAUUCACAGUCACUGUUGCAUAAUGGGUUGAUCUACAGCAGUGCAGUGGGAGGCUAGGGUGAAGAAAGUGUCAUCUCUGAGUUUCUACAUAGUAUCAUUACUUUCAACAAGAGUCUUCUCCUUUGCAACUCCUGUUUUCUGCCUCCCUACAUCUGUCUGCCUCGCAGCGUCACUCUUCAUCUCGUUUCAGCCUUGCCUGAAACCUCUUUCUCCCUUACUCUGUUUAUUAUUUAACACUGAAUUUACAGUACUUUUUGUGCAGAAAAGAUUGUAUUGCACGCAAUAAUGAUUGAAGCUGAUGUGGUAUUAUUAGACAACAGAAUUACCCUCUUUGGACAUUUGAUUUCUGUAAUAUGCAGUUAGUUUGACAGGGAUUUAAUUAGCAAAGAUAAGAGGAUAAACUCUUUCUGCCUAAAAGUGGAUCCGAUCUUGAAUGGCUCACCUGUGAUUUAAAAAAUGGCUGAUCUGAAAUCACAUGCAGUAAUCCAGGAAUUAUUGUCCUGUCAAUUAAAGGGAUUCUGCUCUUGUCACAUUUUCUCUUACAGAUGCGAACUUUAAUGUGUUCAGUUGGUCGCCUGGGGAGAGUGUUGGGUUAAUAAAGCUUGCUUUCACUUU